Cajanus cajan (pigeon pea) is the source of this 2558-nucleotide messenger RNA. The record is from RefSeq and is a predicted model, not a curated record. NCBI's taxonomy places the organism in Eukaryota, Viridiplantae, Streptophyta, Magnoliopsida, Fabales, Fabaceae.
AUUGCGAAUGAAAUUCAGUAUAAUAUGCCCUGCGAAUGCCAUUGGGCAUUACACUUGGUAUGUCACGCUUGAAACUGAGGUACCCUAUUUCACUUUCAGGUCGUGUAGCCAUAUCCACCGCUGUCUCUCACCGUUUUCCAUAUCCUGAAACCGCAGCUCCCAAACCCAAACACCCACAGCACUUGCUCUCUCUUCUUCUCAAAGACCCUUCUCAACGCCAGCUUCUCCAACAAGUCCACUCUCACAUUAUCACUUCUGGCCUCUUUCAUUACCCUUUUAACAACACCCCCACUUGUUUACUCCUCUUCAACAACGUGAUCCGGUGUUACUCCCUUGGGCCUUACCCACACGAAGCUCUUCACUUCUUCAGAUACACCCAACACUGCCACACUUUCUUCACGUACCCUUCCCUUGACACCUUCUCUUUUGCCUUCCUCUGCCACGCUUCUGCCCACUCAAACUGCACCCACUUUGGGAUUCAGCUCCACGCCCUCGUUUUCAAGGUGGGUUUUCAGUUUCAUGUCUACGUGCAAACUGGGUUGUUGCAAAUGUACUUAAGUUCCGGUCUUUCAGUUGAAGCAGCACAGGUGUUCUACGAAACGUCGCACAGAAACUUGGUUACUUGGAAUGUUUUUAUUGCUGGUUUGAUUAAAUGGGGUGAGGUUGAACUUGCUUGCUCUGUGUUUAAUCAGAUGCCUGCUCGGAGUGUAGUGUCCUGGACUCUUGUUAUUGAUGGAUACACACGUAUGAAUCAGCCUAUGAAAGCUUUAACUUUGUUUAGGGAAAUGAUCGAAGUUGAUGAUAUAGAACCUACUCAAGUUACUCUUUUGACUAUUUUUCCUACUAUUGCAAAUAUUGGGUGUAUUAAGAUAUGUCAAUCAGUUCAUGGUUAUGCAGAGAAGAGAGGCUUUAAUGCCUUUGAUAUACGCAUUACAAAUGCAUUAAUUGAUUUGUAUGCAAAGUGUGGAUGCAUAUCGAGUGUGAGUAAAUUCUUCAAGGAGAUACCUGAUCAGAGGAAGAAUUUGGUAUCAUGGACUUCAGCUAUCUCUGCUUUUGCAAUGAAUGGGAUGGGGAGGGAAGCUCUAGAGAGUUUUGAAAGCAUGGAGAAGGCUGGGCUGAGGCCAAACCGUGUGACAUUCCUUAGCGUUUUGAGUGCCUGUAGUCAUGGAGGAUUGGUUGAGGAGGGGCUCAAUUUUUUUGUUAAAAUGGUAAAGGAUUGUCAACUUGUGCCAGAUAUCAAGCACUAUAGUUGUGUGAUAGAUAUGCUGGGCAGGGCCGGGAGGUUAGAAGAAGCUGAAAAGGUUGCUUUAAAGGUACCUCGUGAGGUUGCCAAUGCUGUGAUGUGGAGGACGCUGCUGGGUUCUUGUAGUGUUCAUAAUAAUGUUGAAAUCGGUCAGAGGGUGACCAGGAAAAUACUGGAGAUGGAGAGAGGACAUGGUGGGGAUUAUGUUCUUAUGUCCAAUAUUCUUGUUGGUGUUGGGAGAUUUAAGGAUGCGGAGAGGUUAAGGGAAAUGAUAGAUAAGAGAAUUGCUUUUAAACUUCCUGGCUACAGUUUAGUAUAAAUGAUAUAUAAGUGAUACAUCUGAACUGAAACAGAUAGAUUGUUGUUCUGCCUUUCUUGCUUCGGAGGAGGUGGUAUUGAACUCAUGAGCAUGGUAGAAGAGCUUUGUCCAUAGAUAGGUCCCCCACUUAACACUAGGCCAAAGGCCCUAUUGGCAUGUCAUUGCCCUUUGCUUCAGACAUUCUAAAUUAGCUCAAGUUGUCGAAUUGUCGUAAAAUUUGCUGCAGUUUACUGCAUACUUCUGCAAAUAUUUUGUCUAGAUGCAUAUGAAAUAAUGAAAAGCUUAAAAAAUUACUUGAAAUUUUUAUAGAGUAACUUUUUGCUCACCUUACCUAAUGGGAUAUGACUUUGUUGUUGUUCUAAACAAUUUAAAUAUUUUUUUGUCCCAAAGCAUCAGGUUCAAUGAAAGAAAAUUCAAAUUUCUGGAACUAGAAAGAUGUCCUGUUUUGUGAAGUUCCGGUGUUCCACUGUCACUGAUUCUUGUAGUUUCAAUAUGUAGGAGAUCUGUGCAAGUUAAGCAGUUAACAUAUUCAAACGGAGCAAUUUGACAGUUAUUUCCAGGAAAAUUUAUUAUUCUUUGAGGAUCCUCAAUAGAUGCAGUUUCACACAUUGGUUCAAGACGACUCUUAAGCUGGAGGGAGAAUGAGGUUAAAGAGAAAGAAAUGAAUUUAUACAUUCAGAAUUUUCAUCUUGAGGGGACAUUUGCACAAUUCUUAACCCCAAAAAAAUGGCACAACAAUCAACAAUCAGGUAACAUUUUCAGCAUUCAUUCUCCCUUGUCCGAAUACCACAAUCAAGCUGAAGACUCCGUCUAGUCAGCACGAUGCGCACCCUUUUCCAUAAUAAGUUUUCUAAUUAGUAUUCAUAUUAUCUGAAGCCUAUCGUCUGUACAAGUACAACGAAGCUAAGUAUGUAUUUUAUGGGCUCCAUAUAACUGUUUUCGGCUUCUUGUUUGCUUUGCUAGAUAAGCCUUGGAAGAAAUUUCGUUUUGGGAUCU